Molecule: messenger RNA, 773 nt
Organism: Cimex lectularius (bed bug)
Lineage: Eukaryota; Metazoa; Arthropoda; Insecta; Hemiptera; Cimicidae
Product: coiled-coil domain-containing protein 115-like
Exons: 1
Coding region: 143-700 (185 amino acids)
Biological process (GO): vacuolar proton-transporting V-type ATPase complex assembly
Cellular component (GO): extrinsic component of endoplasmic reticulum membrane
Source: RefSeq, a predicted model, not a curated record
UUAUAAGUGUUAUAGGUUGACGUUCAUAGUUUCAUAACUUUCACUAAUGUUCGGUGCUUUAAUGUGUCAAAACAUUAGAUAGCUGUGAUUUUAUGUUUAGUUGAAUUAUUAUUUUUAUAAACCGGUAUUUUGUUGUGAAAUAAUGGGUAGGAAGGAAGGACUGGAAUCUGUCUUGGGAGAGUUGGACAUUUUGAGUUUCAGGAUGUUGCAGCUUAUGAAAGAUUAUAUAGACGUCAAGCUGACCCUCGAAGAGCUGAUCAAGACUGGUAGCCUCCACCUGGCCAAAUCGCGGUAUAUAAUGGGCAACCGGAGUGUGUCCGUGUUGCAGCUUCCGACGGAGGAGUGUCAGCUUAAUGCUCUGGUCAGGGUAGUCGAGAAGGACCAGGACGUCGACGGGCUCUCUCUUGAGCUCAACAAGCUCGACCUCAAGGGUAAAGACGAGAAGGGUACGAAGCAGCGGAAGAAAGCGGACGAGACGUCAGACGACGAGACUGAGUUGGACGUCAAAGUGCAAGACCCGAUCAAAUGGUUCGGAGUGCUCACCCCGCAGAACCUGAGACAGGCGCAGUCUUCCUUCGCGAAGGCGCUCGAAUACUCAGUUCAGUGCGCUAAUCUACAGCUUGAAAUGAAGCAAGUUCAAAUGAAAUAUAAAGAAUUGAUCGAAGAGAAAAAUAAACUGAUGAAAGUUGAACAAACCUAAAUUGAACAUUUAGUGUGAUUUAUAUAUGUAUAUAUUUUAGAUAAUAAAUUAAUAUUUAUAUUUUAUAGUUUCA